CAAAGACGUUCUAAGAAAACAUUUUCAAGAAAAUUCAGCGACCUGAGUACAAGUUUAGAAGAGCAAACCAAAUAUAGCUACGAAGGUUGACCAAUUGUGCAGUAACCUCAGCUAUCACUUCAAGAAGGUGUUCUCAACUUUGUUUUACAAUCCCAAUAAAAAGAAAAUACAUGGACGAAAAAAAAACGUUACUGGGCAAAAAAAAUCGUCAAUUCAAUUACCAGAAUCGACAUGCGAAUAAGAAGUCGCACGCAACAUCAUCUUCGACAUAUCAAUCAGAAUUCACGGUAAACACACAGGGUGAAGAGCUGCGCGUGGUAUUCCCGAACAGUGGGAUCCGGUCACCGGAUUAUUCAAGCUGCGUGUCUAACGUCGACGGAGGUUACACUGGAAGUGCAAAAAAUCAGAAUGAAGACGCGGAUAAUAAGUCAGGCGCAACAUCAUCUUCAACAAAUCAAUCAGAACCCACGGUAAACACACAGCGAAACCAUGAUGAGCUGGGCGUGGCUUUCUCGGGCGGUGGAAUCCGGUCAGCGGCUUUUUGUUCAGGUGUUCUGCGCAGGCUUCUUGAUAGAGAUGCAGAACCUGAUUAUUUAAGCUGCGUGUCUGGCGGAGGUUACACUGGAAGUGCUUAUGUCCAGUGGAAAUACCGAAAAGGGGAACCGAACGGAUGGACGGACGAAUUUUUUGACAAUAUGAGGAAAAAUGCAAACUAUUUUUUCGAUUGUCAAUUUGUCAAGGGCUGCUGCUGCUUAGACUUCGUGAUAUUAUGUGCUUUGCUCUUCUUUGUUGCAGUAAUAACUCCAAUUGCUUGUUGGGGCUCUUUCGCUUUUCCAAUUGCGUUGAUUAUUAAACAUCUGUAUGGUCAAAUUCUUGAUGGUACACUCUGUAGUGUAAAUCCUGAUAGCACGGAUUGUGUAGAGCGCAACCUACUUUUUUCUAUCUCUUUUAGCUUGCUUGUUGUUUUUCAUUUGCUUGAAUACUGUUGGGAGAACUUAUGUGAGAAACUUUCCGAGAAGAAGAACUUGUGUAAGAUGGUUUUAAAGCUUGGUCAGUUAAUUUGUGGUGCUACUUUUGCUUUUACGUUUCUGCCAUGGUUCAUUAACGAAUUCCUACGAUUUUCGCCCCUUGUUAUUCAGGUCGGCAUAAUUGUUAUUACGGCAUUCUUCUGGUUUUUUGUUCCAGUUUUGCGCAAGUACUCUUCCCUUGUGAUUCUUAUCUAUUCCUACUCAUAUGUCGUGUACUGGCACCUAUAUGAGAGAAAACUUCUCACAUUUGAGUACACAAAAGAGAGAUUUGAGAUAUGUUUCAUUGUUUCUGUGGUGAUAUUAGCAGUAUUUUCGAUUCUUGGAGAUUUUCCACUUCGCUUGGUUCAUAUUUAUAACAGGUGGAGACUGCAGAAAGCUUUUUAUAAACCUCCACAAUCCAAAAUAUGCUGUUAUUGUUAUGACAUCUUUCCUGGUGGCCACUGUCCAUCGUGUUUUUGUGCGUCUUGCGUGUGUCCACCUAAAGUCGACGAAGAGGCUCCAAAUGACCAGCAAAGCGGGGGAGAAAUAACAUUGCAAAACUUGGGAAAAAAAGUAAUGAAACCAGAGUACCUCAGUAAUGUGGUAGUAAACGGUUGGCGCAAAAACUACGAUCGAAAAUAUAAUCUACUCACGAUGAGCUCAAAAGGGAUUUCUGUGAUAGAUCAGCAACCGGAAGCUAUACCUAAUCAAAAUCCAAAUCUGGACAAAUUCAGAACGAGCUGUUUGAAUGGCAAAGAUUUCGCAGAAAAACUGAAACCCAGUGAUAUUAAAUUAUCUUCAGCGAUGGCAAUGUCUGCCGCGGCCCUCUCGCCCUAUCUUGGAAAGCAUGAAGCAGAAGAACAAAAUUUUACGCAUAUUUUGACUUUGCUGGGCAUGGAAAUGGCUACAAAUCUUGUUUAUGACAUGGGUAAUGAAAGAAAUGCUGGUAUAUGUCAUUGGGUUUGCUUAUAUAUUGGAAAUUUUGCCAUAUUUUUAUUAAUUGGCAUUGCAGGAAUUGUACUUUGGACAUUCGACUUUUCUGCGGUCUCGACCGUGGUAAUUACAGCUAUAAUUGCGUCACUGAUAUUGGUUUGCAUCUUGAUAUCGGCCUGUUUUAAUAAUUCGCCAACACACAGUUGGUUACUUGUACACCUGCCCAUUUAUCGUUUUGUGAAUUCGCUUUUAAAUUUCAUCCACCAUGGUUCAACACCACCAGCGAUGUUACAUCUAAGUGACGGUGGCCAUUUUGAAAACUAUGGCCUCUUACCCCUGUUAAAGUUGCGAUUACCGAGAAUUCUGGUCGCGGAUGGAUCCCAUAUUGAAUCAGAAGAUGACUAUGCCAAGGAAAUCAUACAGGUUAUGGAGUAUGCGCGUGAGAUAUUGGAUUGCUCUUUCACUGCAAUGGACGGAGGAGAUGUGUUGACUGACAUAAAGAAUAAAUAUGUCCAUCCCAAGGAUGUAGAAAAUCAGAAAUAUCCAAGGAUGUAUAAGUUUAAAGUUCUUUACUCUGAAACUGACCGCAAUAAAGAUUCCAAGGACGAGGGCCACAUUGUCCUAAUUGCUCCGCGUUCUCCAUCCACGGUCGUAAAGGACGAGGAAAAGGACAAGAAAACCUGGAAAGAUGAAAAAGAGAAUCUUGACAGCAAAUGGGGCGAGGGACCGACGCUCACACAAGAAGAAAUCGAAAGUGUUUCCGGUUUUCCUGUGGGUUUGGGUUGCUGUGAUUGUUGGAGUUGUUGCUCAUACCGGCAUUGCUGUGAGAGUUGUUUAUCCUUUCCUCGUCAUACAACUGGAAACCAAUUUUUUACACCUCGUUUGUUCACUGUUUAUCACAGAGAAGGUUACAGAGCGUGUAUGGAAUGCGAUGAUUUUCUAAAACCAGCUAGUAAAAGUUUUAAACAACCCAAAUUAAUGACACAUGUGUAGUUUACUCACCAACAUCCAGGACUGGUUAUGUAUGGGCGCGUCUGUUACAUGCACAGAAUGAUUGAAAUAUCCAACCUGGAAAAUGUUUAUUUUAUUGUUUUCAUCCAGGAAAACUACCGGAAUUGAGUUAUAACAAAAGGAAACUUCUAAAGAGUCAUCUCUUUUUGGGACAACUUUUACUGUGAGAUGUCAUAUGUGGCUCUAAUAAUAACUUUUUAUAAUUCUAUUCUAGAAACCCGGUCGUAUAAAAGUAGCUUCUAAAACUAUACGUUUUAAUUUAUACUAGUUGAAAUCUAAUGGCAGUGAACUCACAAAAUGUAUGUCAAUACUUAU
Molecule: messenger RNA, 3266 nt
Organism: Dendronephthya gigantea
Lineage: Eukaryota; Metazoa; Cnidaria; Anthozoa; Malacalcyonacea; Nephtheidae
Exons: 11
Coding region: 171-2933 (920 amino acids)
Biological process (GO): glycerophospholipid catabolic process
Cellular component (GO): cytosol
Molecular function (GO): calcium ion binding; calcium-dependent phospholipid binding
Source: RefSeq, a predicted model, not a curated record